AUGGCCGACCAAUCACCCAUGGACGCCGGCGCAUUCGUGACCGACGCCUUCCUCCAGUCCGUCUUGCAGGCCGCCGCCGAGGCUCGCCGACAAUGCCUGCAGAUGCUCGACUUCAUCGACCAGAAUCGCGCCGCCCAGCCUGACCCCGAUGCUGAGAUGCAGCUCAGUCGUCAGCAAAAGACCCUUCACGCCAACCUGGCCAAGCUGCGCGGUCUCAAUCGCCGCGCCGUACUCGACACGCGCAACACCAAGCAGCAAACCCAGGAAGCAAAGUCCGAGAUCGAUUCUCUGCACCUCCACUUGCAGAACCUGUACUACGAACAGCGUCAUCUCAUCGGCGACAUUGCCGCUUGCCANGGGCUACAAACUCUACCACUGAUUCCCGUCGACGAAAUCCUUGCUAUCAACCCUGAGCUUGCCGGCGCAGACGAACACGAUCUCAUGGUGGCCCGUAUCAAUCACGAACACGCCGAACGUCAGGCCUUGGAAGAACAACGCCAAGGGCUNUCUCAAAAGAAGCAAAGCCUGAUCGCCGUGAACAACAAGAAGAAAGACAAUCUCGCCGCCCUGGAUAAGGAGAUCGAAAAGUUCAUCGGUUCUGCCAACCCGGUCCAGCAAAAGUUCGACCAACACGAUCAACAAAACCAAGAGGCUGCAGCUUCCGCUUGA
Molecule: messenger RNA, 669 nt
Organism: Aureobasidium vineae
Lineage: Eukaryota; Fungi; Ascomycota; Dothideomycetes; Dothideales; Saccotheciaceae
Source: the annotation of a GenBank genome assembly